This is a messenger RNA of Sorex araneus (European shrew), 1949 nucleotides long. RefSeq names its product cyclin dependent kinase inhibitor 1C (gene CDKN1C). The record is from RefSeq and is a predicted model, not a curated record. NCBI's taxonomy places the organism in Eukaryota, Metazoa, Chordata, Mammalia, Eulipotyphla, Soricidae. The transcript is spliced from 4 exons. Gene Ontology annotation, molecular function: cyclin-dependent protein serine/threonine kinase inhibitor activity. Gene Ontology annotation, biological process: regulation of cell cycle. Gene Ontology annotation, cellular component: nucleus. Bases 240 to 1076 code for a protein of 278 amino acids.
AUACUACAUUAUGCUAAUCGCGGCGGGGCCCCGCGCGGGGGGCGGGGGGCGGCCGCGACCCUCGCGUAUAAAGGGGCGCGCGAGGGCUGGGCGUUCCACAGGCCAAGUGCUCCGCGCUCGGUGGGUGCCAGCCUAACCAGAGCCAGCCGGCGAGCAAACGAGCAAAGACGGCCACGGAGGGGGCGCGGCCGGACGCGACGAGCGGAGCAGCCCAGGCCCCGACAGCCAGUAAUCUGGCCAUGGAGCGCCUGGUCUCCCGCCGCACCUUCCCAGCGCUGGCGCGCUCCAGCGCCUGCCGCAGCCUCUUCGGCCCCGUGGACCACGAGGAGCUGAGCCGGGAGCUGCAGCUGCGCCUGGCCGAGCUCAACGCCGAGGACCAGCGCCGCUGGGACUACAACUUCCAGCAGGACGUGCCUCUGCGCGGCCCCGGGCGCCUGCAGUGGACGGAGGUGGACAGCGACUCGGUGCCCGCCUUCUACCGCGAGACGGUGCAGGUGGGGCGCUGCCGCCUGCUCCUGGCGCCGCGGCCCCGCCCGGCCGGCGCGGACGAGAACCCGCCCCCCGCGCCGCCGGCCGCCGAGGCCCUCGACGGCCUCGCCGAGGCGCCCGUGUCGCCGUGCUGCGACGCGCCCGUGGUCCCCGUGCCCGAGGCGGCCGCGCCGCCGCCCGAGCCCGAGGAGCCGGACGUGGAGCCGCCGUCGCCGCCGAGCGCCCCGGAGCCCGCCCCGGCCGCCCCGGCCCCCGCGGCCGCCCCGGCCCCCGCGGCCGCCGCGCCCGCCCCGGCCGGCCCGUCCACCGCCGCCGCCGCGGCCCCCGCCGCGCCCGCCGCGCCCGCGGCCACCAGCGCGGCCGGCGCCGCCCCCGCCGCCGCCGCCGGCGCCGCCCCCGCCGCCGCGGGAGGCGCCGCGAUCAAGAAGCUGCCCGGGCCGCUCAUCUCCGAUUUCUUCGCCAAGCGCAAACGGCCCGCGCCCGACAACAAGUCUGCCUCCAACGAGGUGCCCGCGGGAUGCGCCGCCGCGGCCACUGCUCCCGCCGUGGGCCCGGCGGAGCAGACGCCGCGCAAGCGCCUGCGAUGAGGAGUUUGUGCCCCCUGGACGGAGCCCGGAGCCAACCUGCCGGGCAGCGCAGCGGAGAGGGAGAGAAGAGCGCGGGGCCUCGGCUGGGGCCACACACGCGGCGGGGGCCACGCGCACCGUUCUGCGUUUCCAAGUUUGCCAACUCUGCGAUGUCUCGAGAACGUCCUCUAUUAAACCGUUUUGUGCAGGAGGAGAACACUGGCCCCAAGGUGGAAAGCUUUAAAGAGUCACUUAGAUGAAAUGUGGGAUCUCUGCCUAAUCUCAGUGCAAAGAGAAAAAAAACAAAACCAACCACACACACACACACACACACACACACACACACACACACACACACACACACAUAGACCCGCAACCGUGGAAAAAAGGGAAAAAAGGAGAAAAGAGAAAACCCUGUAUAUUUGUACAAAAAAAAAAUUUAAAGUUAUACUAAGUUAUAUUUUGUAUUUAUGUGGAGGCCUGGGCCGCCAUUCCAUCGGCCCGCGCGCUCAUUGGUCAUGCCAAAGGCACCUCACCUGACCUGGCCUCCACCCUCACCAAUUGAUUGAUCGGCCCCCAGGCGUGCCCCAGCCACAGCCCCACUCGCCAUCUAGACAGGCUCCGCGCUCUAGCCCUCUCCGCCCUCCUCCUGCCACCACCAUCAUUCCACCAGUGCCAGCCCAGUCACGAUGCCCAUUCAAUGCCCAUUCGAGCCCAUUCGAUGUCCAUUCAAUGCCCAUUCGAUGCCCAUUUGAUGCCCACUCGAUUGAUGUUCAUUGAUUGUCCAUGACUUUGAUUUUGAACUUGAAGAAGACAAAUCUGUUCAGAGGGUCGGCCCUUUGGGACCACCCCAGCCCCUUUGCGGGGAUCUAAAUAAAGAGGACGAAAACGUUA